AUGGUUAAGCUCUUACUGGACGGACCACGCAUGUACCAAGUCGACGGUCCGACGCUGGAAAUCAUGGUCACUAUUAUAGCAAAGGAUUUCGCGCAAGGUGAGUCCAACCAAGUUGUUUUGACAACACAUCCGAGUGGCGAAAACGAGGUCAGCCCACUUCGAAGCCCGUCCACUUUUAUGACUUUCUAUUUCAAAGAGAAAGUUGAUUGGAGGGAAUUGGUAAGGUGGAUACAACAGUCUUCCCUACGCAGAAAUCCUGCCUCACCUUCCGAGAAGACCACAUCAACAAACCUUUCCUUCGACAUGGAAAGUCAUGUCACAAUAUGUCUACUGUUAGUCAACUAUCUCUCUUGCUUCUAUCCUGAAUGCCGAAUCUAUGACUUUCUUGUGUGCCAACCUCCAAAUUUUGUGGUUCUACUUGUUUUGCAUAGACUCACUGUAGAAGCUCUUUUUGCUUUCCGAGUGAUCCACUGUGGUCUCAUUGAGAUUUAUUUUCCUAAAGUUUAA
Messenger RNA from Protopolystoma xenopodis, 507 nucleotides. The record is from the annotation of a GenBank genome assembly. Lineage: Eukaryota; Metazoa; Platyhelminthes; Monogenea; Polystomatidea; Polystomatidae.